AUGGUGAAGAAAUUCACAAAUGACAUGAAAAUCAGUCAGGAGGAGGCUAAUGGUGGAAUUGGCUGUCCCCGUGCCCCUGAAAGCGAAAACACUGAACUGGCUGGUGACCCCGAGUCUGGUCAGGAAGAUAAAUCUGUAUUGACUCCUCUCGUUGUCACAAACGGUUGUGUCAAAGAUCCGGUGUCGGAGCGAGAGACAUGGACACGACAGAUGGAUUUCAUCAUGUCCUGUGUAGGGUUUGCUGUGGGACUGGGUAACGUUUGGCGAUUUCCCUACCUGUGUUACAAAAAUGGUGGUGGAGUCUUCCUCAUUCCUUAUUUGCUGAUUGUUUUGGUGGGAGGAAUCCCAGUUUUUUUCUUAGAGAUUGCACUGGGGCAGUUCAUGAAACAGGGAGGUAUCGGUGCAUGGAAUAUCGUACCUCUCUUCAAAGGUUUGGGCUUCGCUUCGAUGGUGAUCGUGUUUUUCUGUAACACGUAUUAUAUCAUGGUGCUUGCCUGGGGCUUGUACUAUCUCAUCCAUUCCUUCACCAACAAUCUUCCUUGGGCAACAUGUGGAAACUCAUGGAACACUCCAGAAUGUACCGAAGUCUUCCGGCAUGAUCAAUGCCACAACGGGACCGUUGUUAACUCCACGGCCUUCAAUGUGAGCUGUGAUGAGCUAGUGGAAAAGCGCUCGCCCAUCAUUGAGUUUUGGGAGAGGAAGGUGCUGCGAAUCUCCGUUGGGAUUGAUCACCCCGGAUCUAUUAACUGGCAGAUGCUCCUGUGUGUCCUCGCCACCUGGAUUAUCGUCUACUUCUGUAUUUGGAAAGGUGUGAAGUCAACAGGGAAGGUUGUCUAUUUUACGGCCUUGUUCCCCUACCUCGUUCUGAUCAUCCUCCUUGCUCAUGGCGUCUCACUUCCGGGAGCUUUGGAUGGCAUCAUUUAUUAUCUGAAACCUGAUUGGUCCAAGCUUGGUGAAGCUCAGGUUUGGAUUGAUGCAGGAACCCAGAUCUUUUUCUCAUAUGCGAUUGGAUUAGGAGCACUUACAGCACUAGGCAGCUACAAUCGUUUUCACAACAACUGCUACAGAGAUGCAUAUCUCCUGGCUCUGAUUAACAGCACCACCAGCUUCUUCUCUGGGUUUGUUGUAUUCUCUGUGCUUGGCUUUAUGGCAUCUGAACAAGGGAUGGAUAUCUCCAAAGUGGCUGAGUCUGGUGAGAAUGCACUCAAUGAGAAGCUUUGCUUGUUGCAGAAUAUGGAGCAGUCAGAAUUAGGAAGGGAGUUUUCAUCAAGUUUCGUUGUAGCUUCCAGAAGGACAGAGUUAACUGUCAUCAUGACAUUGGGCUUGAGAACUCAGAGAGACACAUGGAGAAGACUCCAAGGAAACCAGCUGGUGAUGGGCUGUAAUGGCAUGGGGAUAAAGGGAUAUUGGAAAUAG
Molecule: messenger RNA, 1416 nt
Organism: Rhincodon typus (whale shark)
Lineage: Eukaryota; Metazoa; Chordata; Chondrichthyes; Orectolobiformes; Rhincodontidae
Product: sodium- and chloride-dependent creatine transporter 1-like
Exons: 8
Coding region: 1-1416 (471 amino acids)
Biological process (GO): sodium ion transmembrane transport
Cellular component (GO): membrane
Source: RefSeq, a predicted model, not a curated record